Etheostoma cragini (Arkansas darter) is the source of this 2412-nucleotide messenger RNA. RefSeq names its product F-box and WD repeat domain containing 5 (gene fbxw5). Lineage: Eukaryota; Metazoa; Chordata; Actinopteri; Perciformes; Percidae. The transcript is spliced from 10 exons. Gene Ontology annotation, molecular function: protein binding. Gene Ontology annotation, cellular component: SCF ubiquitin ligase complex; Cul4-RING E3 ubiquitin ligase complex. Bases 164 to 1993 code for a protein of 609 amino acids. The record is from RefSeq and is a predicted model, not a curated record. Gene Ontology annotation, biological process: protein ubiquitination.
UGAAUAGAUUGAGUUUGCCUUGCUGGAGCGAUGAUGCUGUUUUCUGUUAGUAGAGUCCUGUCCACUCACCGCUGCUGCAGGAUUGUUGUCAUUUUUCUGUGGCUAGCCUUCAGCGCUAGUUUGAUUUUCUCUCCAACAUACUUUGAUCCAGCAGGAUGUUAGGAUGGAGUGUGGCCCAGUUCUGCCGGACAGCCUGGUGUUGGAGAUCUUCCUGCGUCUGCCCCACGAUGCAGUGCUGAGAGUUGGUCUGACCUGCAGACAGUGGCUUGCUGUCUCCAGAGAUGAGUUCCUUUGGAGGGAGCUGUUCUACAGCUACUAUCGCAUACCACGCUCUGUACCCCGACACCCAGCGGCAGUGUCGUGGUACAAGGAGUUCCGACGACUAUUUGACUGUAUCCCCUGUGUGGAGGUUCAGACACUGAGAGAACACACUGACCAGGUCCUCCACCUGGCUUUCUCUCACAGGGGUCACCGCUUCUCCUCCUGCUCCAAAGACUGCACCGUUAAGCUAUGGGACACGGAGCGGCCAGAUGGUAAUAUAUCGAUGGUGCACAGCUCCAGCAUGCGGCAGUUUAACUGGGGCUACACCCAGUUCUCCCAGUUCAACGCUGACGACACCCUGCUGCUCGUGUCCGGUGUCUACCUGGGCCCACAUCACUCCUCGUCUGGGGAAAUCGCUGUCAUCAGUCUGGAAAAUUACACGCUGUUGUCGCGUGUGAGGAACAAACCGUACGAUGUGUUUGGCUGCUGGCUGAAUGAGACCCACCUGAUCUCUGGGAACCUGCACUGGAUAGGCAACAUGACAUCCUGCUCUGUGCUUUGGCUCAAUAAAGCCUUCCAGGAUGUUGAAUCAGAGAAUGUCAACGUAGUCAAGCGCCUUUUCAAGAUCCAGAACGUCAAUGCCAGCACCAUUCGCACAGUGAUGGUGGCCCACUGCCGUCGUCAUGACAACCCAGACUUGCUGCUGGACUAUGAGGCUCAGUCCCAGGCUCGAAGGCAGAAAGGGCAGCAGCAGCAGCAGCACCAGCCACUCCUCUUCGACCUGGGAACCUCGGGCAGUGAGGAAGAAGAUGAGGAAGAGGAGGGGGGCGAGGAGAGCCAAAAGGAAGCAAGGCUCGGCAGUUGCCGCCAUCUUCAGCCCACCAUCUCGGGCCUGGAUCACGUUAUGCAGAAUCGUAAUGUAGGGCACACAGAGUUGGCGAUAGAGACUCAUGUGGCUAAGAUGAUGGGCAGAGCCCACACAAAGGCCCCUGACCUAAUUGAGCCCUCUGAUCCCGGGGAGGGAGAGGACAAAACUUACUUACUCUUCACAACCGGCAGCCUUACAUACUCUCCUCACCAAAUAGGCAUAAAGCUAAUCAAACCCGACCAGAUGACCACUUGUGGUCCAGUACUCGGGGAGGAGCGGAGUUCAGAUGAGUUUUUUGAUUCCCUGGAUCAUGUUAUUGAUAUCCAUGGACACAUCAUUGGUAUGGGCCUUUCUCCAGACCACAGGUACCUUUAUGUGAAUAGCCGGGCUUGGCCAGCCGGGUGUGUGAUCUCUGACCCCAUGUCUCCUCCUCCCAUUGCCGAGGAGAUCGACCUGCAUGUCAUUGAUCUGAAGAAUUUGAGGGAGGAGAGAAGGAGCCUGCGUGCACACCGAGCCUUCACGCCUAACGAUGAGUGCUUCUUCAUCUUCCUCGACGUCAGCAGAGACUUUGUUGCCAGUGGAGCAGAGGACAAGCACGGCUACAUCUGGGACCGUCACUACAACAUCUGUCUGGCACGUCUGGCACAUGACGAUGUGGUGAACUCAGUGGCGUUCAGCCCCGCUGACCAGGAGCUGCUGUUGUCUGCAAGCGAUGACUCUACCGUUAAAGUGUGGCGCUCACCGCGCAUGGUUCGCCUGGUACAGACCCCCUCCCGGCCGCUGAGGCCCCGCAGCCUCCUGUCCUCCUGGCUGGGACGCAACAAGAACUCAACGUCUACCAGCAGUGUGAAUGGAAAACCAUGAGUCAGGUUGGAAAACACUUGCUGUGGGAAGGAAAAUUUGAGAAACAUAUAUAUAUAUAUAUAUAACACUCCAUGUAUAUGUAUAGUGUGAUUUCUGUCAGUGGUUUUGCUUGAGCUCACAGUGUUGUGACACACAGCAGUGCUUGGUGUCUUCGGCUAACAGAAGACGGGACUUGUUGUGACUCAGUGUCAGACACAAGAGAGCGCUGUUACGCCAGCAAAGGACAGAAAUCACCACACACUCUGUUGUGCUGUUGUCAGGAGUGAUUUCAAACGUUCACACAGGUAGAUAGUGUAGAGCUGACACCUAAAUGCACAUUACACGUCCAAAUGUGUUACCCAAGAGAUGGUUUGUCUGUUGUUGUUUUUUUUUAUCUGUUACAGUGCAUUUGAACAGGUCAAAACUCCUGGACCUGAGAU